UUUCCCGCCCCAGACGAAACCCGAAGCACUUUUGAAUUUCCAAGCAAACAAGGUACAGACGCAUUGUAAACUGUCUCCGAAACAGCCCGCCGAUAACAAAGCAUUAUCCGCAGCUAUGGAGACAGCCAUGGCUAAAGAGGCUGAUUACGACCCUCGGCCACAAUCAGCACCGUUUCAGCGGCAAAGAGCGUGUAUCCCCUGCACUCAGGCAAAGCGACGCUGCGACAAGAGCCGUCCUUUUUGCCAGCGAUGCUUGACCAAACAAAUCAAGUGCCAUUAUUCGUCUCGUCGUCUCUAUGCCCGCGGCAGAGGAGAUGGGUCUUCCAGGGCAGAAUCUACAGCUACAGCGUCGGAGCCUUCAUUGGACUCAUCAACAUCGUUAUUGUUCACCGAGGACGGGGAUGCGCAUGACGAUGAAGACCAAAACACUUCUCAAGGUGAUGUUGAUGUGAACAAUCGCCAAUUGUUCAGUCGUCCUUGGUUUCUCAAAGCUGAAUUCUGGGUCAUCCACCAUCAAUCACUUCAUACGCCGCCCUCAAUCCGCAGCUCUGCCGUCCAGCAGUACAUUCGCUGCAUCAAAAAAUGGCUUCGACAAUGGGUCGACUGCAGCCAUUGCCCCAUCGUACAUGCAUCUCUCUUUGCCGAGACAGGAAUGCCACCAUGCUUGCAAGACGCAUAUGCUGCGCUGGCUGUCUACGGCAAUAAAAACGAACAAAACGAACAUGUAGUGAUGCAGCAUAUCCAAGACAAAGCCGAUGCGCUCUUGGAGGCUAACGCGGAAAACAAAGAUCCUCUGGUUGACAUGUUUGCCUCGUCAACGCCUCUUUCUACCGGCCAGCACCUGGCUAGAGUUCUGUCUUUGUUCAUCUAUCAGUUCAUCCGCCUCUUCGAUGGCCAUAUUCGCCAGCGAGCUUUGGCCGAGAAGCAAAUUGCGGUGCUGGAAGCCUGGACGACACAGCUUUGGGAAUCAGCAACCCUCGACGUCACUCUACAUAACACGUUUGGCGGCGAGUACCUGGCUGUUGAAGACAAAAUGGACAUGGCUAACCACUUGUGGCGUAACUGGAUCGUGAUGGAGAAUGUGCGCCGCGUCUGGAUGGUGUGCACGUACACACAAUGUAUCUACCUCCUCACCCGCGAUGGAACCGUCACCUGUACCGGAACCAUUGAUUUCACCGCUCGGCAUGGUCUCUGGGAUGCCACUUCAGCGGCGAUAUGGCUGCGUAUGUUGGAACAGAAGGAUCCUUUAUCUGUCGUGCCACAUGAUUCGGAUUGGCUGCGCGAAGCAACGACAAUCAAGGAUAUCGACCCGUUUAGCAUAGUGAAUAUGGGUUUGGGGCUGGAUUCGGAUAAGAUGGAUGCUUGGAUUGCAAACACGACGAAUAUGCGUCUUGAAGCCUUGAUGGAUGCGUAGUUGGCGACCAGUCGCUGAAAUACAGAACUUUGAACAAAACAAUUUGGAUAAUGCGCCGCAACUUGUCAUCCAUGCUCAAAAGAAAUGAAUUUCGGCAAACCUUUUCUACAAACCAAGAUUCGAAAAUGAGGCGUCGAGAGCGGCCGCUCGCUAGUGCACAAGCGGCCGCCUGAAUCCCGAUUGCUGGGGAGCCCUUGUGUCAGCCAAUCUUUCUACAAUAGGAUAGGAAGCUCUUUGGGAAGCAUAUGAAUGCUGAUUAAUUUCGAAUGUGUCGAUGGAUUUGGAAAGAAACAGUCCAUGUCGAGCGGAC
Messenger RNA from Trichoderma asperellum CBS 433.97, 1724 nucleotides. RefSeq lists its product as uncharacterized. Gene Ontology annotation, biological process: regulation of DNA-templated transcription. The record is from RefSeq and is a predicted model, not a curated record. Gene Ontology annotation, molecular function: zinc ion binding; DNA-binding transcription factor activity, RNA polymerase II-specific. Lineage: Eukaryota; Fungi; Ascomycota; Sordariomycetes; Hypocreales; Hypocreaceae.